GGUCUGUCAAGACCGGGGGCCGAUAUUCUUCCAGUAAGGACCAGCAAAGCAUUCACGUUUGUUUUAACUUUGAAAUUUAAAAGUUGAGUUUUGAACUUUUUAAAAGCUAUAUUUGCGGUAUGUAGCUAAAUCACGAUUCGCUAAGCGACCUAUGUACCCAAACGCAGAAAACGUUACCUGUUUCGACAAGAACAACAUGACGUAACAACCUGAUUGUUUUUGAAUACGCUGGCCAGUGUUUCCGUCUGUUCAUAAACAAAGAUGGCGACCAGUUUUGGCUGGAAGAGAAAACUAGAUCAAAAUGUUGCUCGGAAAAGGGCAAGAGCAUUUGAUGAAAGUAACCAGAUACCUGAUGAUGGUGAAGAUGAACCAUUUGAAUUGGACUGGCGAGUCCUUUUAGUUAAAAGAGGAGCACUGAGCAUCGAAGAUAAGGUCGUCAAAAGCAAGCGACUUCAAGACGAAGGAGUUUCCCUCGCGGAACAGCAAAGGUACUGGGAGGCAAUCACAAGGUGGAAUGAGGCCAUAUCUUUGACACCGAGUAACGAAAAGCUUUAUGAAAUGAAGUCACAGAUACUAUUGGAGUUGCAUGAGUUAUUUCCUGCUAUACAAGCUGCAGAAAAAGCUGUCUCACUGAACCCUCAUUGGCACAUCGCUCACCAAACACUUGGCCGUGCACAAAUGGGGUAUGGUGAUGUUGAAAUGGGUGUGAAAAGUUUUUCAAGAGCUGUCCUGUUACAACCUGAUGAUUUAGAUAUGUGGACUGAAGACUUGCACUGGGCCUGGAAACUGAGAGACCAAAAACGGAAACAGGAAAAAGAUAACAGCAGCUCUAGAUCUAUUCAAGAUACCCAGGAACUUCAGGAAUUAUAUGCUGAAGAUCUAGAUCAAGAUGAUGACUUUCAAGCAUUAAUUGGAUGCAAUGUCAAGAAAGAGCCAUGAAAGAUGUUACCAGAUGAUAAUGAUUAUUAUAAUCAACCAUGUUUGUUUCUGGAGUGAUAGGUUCCUGUAACAAGUACAUUCCAUUUGGGGAUUUGAAUUCAGGUCACAUUUCAAGUCACACCAUGACAACCUGGUGUACUUGAAGUCAUGUACAGAAGCUUAGAAAGACAUGUCAUACCUGUAAUCUGGUUGCAAACUAAAUGUGAGACUUGUCAUACUUGUAAUCAGGCCACAGGCUUAGAAGAGAAGACACUUGUAGUCAGGAUGUGUCACGAUUUGUAACUACUUGACAGGAGAAUUUAGCUUGUUACAUAACAAGGCUGUGGUAUAAAAAAAAUUGUGAGGUGCCCUUAUAUGAAAAAAGUAACUUAUUCCAGUCACCCAGAGGCAAAGGUUAGUUACCUGUGGCAUCCGGACACUUCUAGAGCACAGCUCUGCACAACAUGUCACACUAACUUGUAAUCAGGCCACAAGAUUGGUUUAAGACCAGUCACACUAUUUCUUGUGAUCAAGUUGCAAGCUCAAAUUGCAAGAUGUGUCAAUCUUGUAAUCGGGUUGCAAGUUUAGUACAUGACAUGUCGCUAAGCCCAUUGCAGGACCUCUCGCAGUUGUCGUUAGGUCUCCAGUGAAGUGCAAGACCUGUGUGUGACACUUGUACUCAAGUCUCAAUCUUAGUGCAGGACCUGCCGCACUGGUAAUCAGUUCAAAAGCAUAGACUUAGUGCAAGACCUGUCACAUCUGUAAUCAGUUCAGGAGCUAAGUACUGGACCUGUCAAAUUUUUUUAGGUCACAAGCUUGGUAGUGGGGGUUGCGUCAAAUUUGUCACUUGCGUUACGACAAAGUUCAUUUCUCUGUUAUGGUGGUUUAACACACUUUUCAGUAAAAUCCAUUCUUUGUCUCUGUCUAUUGAGAAAAUCCUGUGUGCUGUGUGUUAGCUACUCAAAAGUGCUUAGGGUAUUAAAUCUGAAGGUUACUCUUGGAAUCAGUCACUGUUACGGUCCGGGUUAUUAAUGUUUUAUGAAUAUCAACAAGAGAAUGUGAAAGGUAACUUGCAACAUCUGUAGAAAUCUCCGGUCCUACAGGCUAGUUUAAGCUUGCCAGAAAAUCACGAUGAAAAUUAAUGGCAAGGCAAAGGAGGCCAAGAACCUCUGACUUUUCUUGCUCUACAAUCUCGAGAGACUUAAAGUUAAUUAUACAACUUAAGGGCGUAGCUAGGGGUGUCCUGGGAUGCCCGUGAUCCCCCUUUUGUAAGCCUUUUUUAAGCAAACAACCUUCAACAGCUGGCGAAAAUGCCAUGACAAUAUCUUGGCAAUUGUUGAAAAGUCAGUGUGACUCCGCCUUUGAGUAAUCCUGGCUCCGCCACUAACUGUCACAAACAAGCUCAUGACGAAUGUAGAACACAAUUUUUUGUGCAAAUCAAACUUACAUCUUUGCAAGCAAGUUCAUUUUCAGUCUAAAAUAGCCCCAAGGUUACUGAUAACGUGAACUAGAAAAACAAACAAAUCAGAGACAGUUCUGGCCUUAUGACAUUCUUUUAUUCAUUGAGUAAAACCAUUACAUUAUGUAAUUUUAUCUUUUAUAGUCUCUGCAGCGAAAUAAAAUAAAAUUCCUAAGCUAAAAUCUCCAGUAAAAAGUGUUGUACCAACUCUCAACAGAAGGUGAAUACAGAUGUCUUGUUUCGAGGGGUAACUCAGUAAAUACAGCUAACUAAAUUAUUGCUAAGUUAUACAUUAUGGUAUUACUUCUGUCUCAAGAUUAACUGAAAUAAUACAUUUUUUAUAUUAUUACAGAUAAUUUGUCAAAGAGGAGUUGCUAAAAUUCACAAUUUUUUUUAACUAAUCAGGUUAUUGGGUUGUGGUGUCAUCUUUUCAGCAAACGUUUGAAAUAAGCACAACACAAACAUGACAUCAGUUUAUCUUGCACUGAAGCUUUCUUCAUUUGUACACCACAUAACACAUGCUGUGAAACAAGUACAGAAAAAAAUCAAACACAUUUUUCCCUUUACUCAAUGUAGUUUUUGAUGCAAAAGAAAAAAACAAGAGUAAUAUAGAACACAGAAUCUUAGUCGAGGUAACAUGAAAAAUACUGCCUGCAAUUCCCUGUUGUGGUAAUUGAGUAAUUAUAAUAUAAGGUAAAAAUUACUGAAAUGGAAGUUCAUCUUUCAUGCCAUACUGUUUGCUAUACAAUUUUUCUAGGCUGGAAUUUCAGACACUUUCGGGAAUUAAAGAUGCUUAUGUUCAGAUGUAGAUCAGUGUUGGUCUAACAGCACACAAAUAAUCACAUUUGUACGUGUGGCAGUGGUUAAGUCUUAGGGUGGGAAAUCAUUCUCUAGAGAUGUUAAAAAACAUAUUUGUUGGCAUAACUUGACUUGCACACUGGCAUUCACACUUACAUGCACUGUAGUGACAUUUAAUUUAACAAGCUCAAUAGUAACGUUUAACAUGUUACAUGUAUAUAUUUAUGUAUAUCAUAAUCAAACUUCAAAACAUCAAAGAAAAGUUAUUGCAUAAAUCAAAUCCUUUGCUACUGCCAGAACACUAUGAAACAAACAACCCCCAAGAAGUCUCUUUUUACUGACUGAGACAAAGACAAAAUGGCAAAUUUUCCUGUUCAUGGACAUUGAGCCAGUCCUUAGAUGCAAAUAGCCUUACAAGUUUUACAUAAUACACUCUUACUCGGAGCACUAAAAUGGACAUCAGUACCAGCCUGUCAAUUCCUUACACUCACUAACUUAACUCACUCACUUAAACUCACUAUCAGUUCAUUGUUUAGUGUGUUGCAUACCCCCUAACCCUUUCAGUUCCACAGCUCAAAAUUAACAUCAAAGUCUCCUUACAGAAAGCUACACAUUUCAUUUAAUGACAGUGUUGAGAAUUUGCUGGAGUGUCAAGAUGAUAUCCCUUGUCAAUAAUAAUUUUUGUCAUUCUCAUCACCUAUCUUCUUGACUAUGAAUUUCUAUCGUAAGAAAAAAGUCAGCUCUUGAUAAGGCUUGGGACUAUUAAGAGUUAUGACUACUUUCAUUUGCUCAUGCAACUUCAAGGAUAAAAAUCAUUUACGUCAAAAAUAACUUACAA
Molecule: messenger RNA, 4013 nt
Organism: Orbicella faveolata
Lineage: Eukaryota; Metazoa; Cnidaria; Anthozoa; Scleractinia; Merulinidae
Product: tetratricopeptide repeat protein 33-like
Molecular function (GO): protein binding
Source: RefSeq, a predicted model, not a curated record